This is a messenger RNA of Rhodotorula graminis WP1, 1243 nucleotides long. RefSeq lists its product as uncharacterized. The record is from RefSeq and is a predicted model, not a curated record. NCBI's taxonomy places the organism in Eukaryota, Fungi, Basidiomycota, Microbotryomycetes, Sporidiobolales, Sporidiobolaceae. Gene Ontology annotation, molecular function: shikimate 3-dehydrogenase (NADP+) activity. Bases 87 to 1154 code for a protein of 355 amino acids. Gene Ontology annotation, biological process: shikimate metabolic process; chorismate biosynthetic process. The transcript is spliced from 6 exons.
CUUCCGCCUCGACUAGGCCGCACGUCGGGCGUUCAGCGGCCUCGCCAUCCUGUUCAGCUCUCUCGGCACCCCCUGCGCCAAACGCCAUGUCGCUCGCCGCCUCCCUCGCCUCUCCGACUCGACGAGCCCGCCCCGACGACGAGCGCAACUCGUCCGCGCUGUACGGCUCGCACGUGGCCGGUUCGCCUGCGCCACAGAUCUUUCGAUGCAUCUACGACAAGCUCGGCCUGCCUCGACACCACUACGACCUGGUCGAGUGCCCGUCGCUCGAGGUCGAGCCCAACCCUUGGAGUGACGCCCUCAGACGGCCCGACUGCCUCGGUACCUGCGUCACCAUGCCGCUCAAGCUCCAAGCCUACGACCGCGUCGACGUCCUCACGGACGAAGCCCUCGCGACGGGCUGCAUCAACACGACCUUCUUCCGCCCGUCCGACCCGCUCGACCCCAACUCGCCGCCCGUCACGGUCGGCACCAACACGGACUCGCCCGCGUGCCGCGCCGUCCUCCUCUCGUACCUUCUCUCGUCCCCCUCUCCCUUCCCUCCUUCAGCGCCGACCUGCUUCGCCCCCUCGACCCGCGCCGCCGCGCUCGCCAUCGGCGGCGGCGGAGCGACGCGCGCGGCCAUCCACGCCCUGCACGGGCUCGGGUGCAGCCCGAUCUACAUCGUCAAUCGCGACGAACGCGAGACAGAGGGCAUGACGAGCCACUUUGCGGCGGCCGGGUGGGACGUGCGGCCGCUGAGGAGCGUCGACGAGGCGAGGGCGGAGCUGGAUCGGCUCGAGAGCGAGGGAGGACGGGUCGUGUGCGGCGUGGGGGCCAUCCCGUGCGUCGAGCCGACGACGGAAGGCGAGAAGAUGGUGUACGACGUCGCGGCGAUGGUGUUCGAGAGGAGGUACAGGGCCGGAGAAGGUCCGAGCGUCGAGGAGGGCUCGCUCGCGCUGCCGGAUCGCCCCGUCUUUGUCGACAUGGCCUACAAGCCGCUCAUGACCGACCUGCGCGUCAAGGCCGAGGAGGCCGGGUGGAAGAGCCUGUGCGGGACAGAGGUCGUCCUUGAGAACUGCUUCGCGCAGUGCCACCUGUUCACCGGCCUCGAGGUCCCGACAGACGUUCGACAGAGCGCGCGCGAGCUGCUUGCGAGGGGGCAGCAGAAGUGAACGUGCUCGCUUUCUCUCGGUCGAGCGGCGAGGAGAUGUAGACGAGGGCACGACGACGAGUUGCACAACAGGGAGGGACGUCUAUGCAC